Molecule: messenger RNA, 2292 nt
Organism: Candidozyma auris
Lineage: Eukaryota; Fungi; Ascomycota; Pichiomycetes; Serinales; Metschnikowiaceae
Gene: KCS1
Product: inositol polyphosphate kinase KCS1
Exons: 1
Coding region: 1-2292 (763 amino acids)
Biological process (GO): phosphatidylinositol phosphate biosynthetic process; inositol phosphate biosynthetic process
Cellular component (GO): cytoplasm; nucleus
Molecular function (GO): inositol hexakisphosphate kinase activity
Source: RefSeq, a predicted model, not a curated record
AUGGACCACAUGAACAGCCACUUCCCGCUGUGUGAACUUGUCAAAGAUAGGCCUGUCGAGCAGAGAGUGGAUGACAAUGACUCCGACUCCGAUGGAGACACGGCCCCAGUUGCUGGCAGAAAAGCGGCUCGCUCGUUGAUGUUAUUUAGAGGCGAUGCUCACACCAACAACUUGGAGGCCCUCAUUGAUGAUCAUCACAAGAAGGAUGCCACGGGUUCAGCGAAUGACUCGGAGUCCACUCCUCAGAGCUUCUCCACUGCCUCUCAAGGCAACACAUCUUCCGCUAAAGACAACUCAGCGCUGUGUCUACGAGAUUCUCCCAAUUUGGAGCCCAUUUCCUCGGCUACUUACAUCCCACAUCAUCCAGUGAAGCUCAGGGAGGGUUCCUCCAUUCAUUCAUCUCUGCAUAGCCCAGAUACAAAUCUUCAGCAUCUCAUGGCCGAUGUUGAAUUCGACAGAGAUAGCGAUGGCGACAUUACCAGAAUCAAGAAACGUACACCUGAGCGUCUUCUGAGGCGGCGAUCUACUAAGGUCAACUUUGUCGGCGUGCCAAGUGACUCCGAAAGGUCCAAGCAAUCUGGUCUCGAAACAGGUCUAGAAGCUUUGGAUCUUGAAGCUCGGAAGGCACAUGAUCAGAGUUCAAUCGGGUUCAACGAGGAUGCUGAAGGCGAUGCCACCACCACUGCAUCUCUACAUUCUACUGAGGCAUAUCCGUUAACCGUUGAGCUACGGCCAUUUCGUAACAAGGUCGGUGGUCACACUGCGAUCUUUCGCUUCAGCAAACGUGCAGUUUGUAAGGCACUUAUGAAUCGUGAGAACGUCUGGUACGAGGCCGUCGAAAAGAGACAUCCAGAACUUCUCAAGUUUCUUCCAAAAUACAUCGGGGUCUUGAAUGUGCGCUACUCUAGUAUUGUACUCGAGGAUCCCAACUCACCGCAGUUGCAUACUGUCAACGAGGCUACUGACGGAGGUAAACUAAAUACGGGUGAUUAUCGUGACGAUUCAACGAAACUACAUUUACAGAGGUCAGAUAACAGGCACCUUUCACAAAAUGGAGAAAAAUCUAUUAGGAGGAAUCGUCUAAGUGAAGACGGGCCACCACCAGAGGUCUCUUUAGAUGAUAAUCUUCAUAUCAUUCCCGACCUUUUACGUAAGCAUUAUUCUAGCAGUGCUCCCAGCAUAAGCGAGGAUAUCUCUUGCUCCAUAGAGGGGCAUCUGGAAGUCUUCCCCUCCACUCCUCCUGAUAAAAUCGGACACGAGGCUAGCAUUGGCUCAACUUCCGUCAACCAAGAUUUGCAGGCUCAAAUCAUACAAGAGGUAUUUGUGCCUCCCGGAUCAAAAUCUGACGAUAUUUUUGAGAUGGAUCACGAUGACAUCGGGUUUAACACCGUACCGGCACAGCCUAAUCCUCUGACUCAUGACAACAACUUCAGCAAUACAGACGGGGAUGUGGACCACGGUGAGCAUGUUAAGCAUAUUAUGCGUAAGCAUACAAGAUUUGAGCGCUUCAUAUUGCUCGAAGAUUUGACAGCAGACAUGCAAAAGCCAUGCGCUCUUGAUUUAAAAAUGGGUACCCGACAGUACGGGCUCGAGGCAACAGAUGCCAAGGAGGCAUCACAGCGCAAAAAAUGUGCAAGUACAACGUCUCGUCAGCUCGGUGUAAGAGUAUGCGGUUUGCAAGUUUGGGAUAAGAGCAAGCAAAGAUACUUUAUGCGUGACAAAUAUUUUGGAAGAAAGCUUCGCUCUGGUGAACCAUUUGCCAAAACGUUAGCGAAAUUUCUCUACGAUGGGUUGACAGCGUAUUCCAUAAUUUGCAAAAUCCCUCAUAUUAUCGAGCAGCUAGAGGCUUUGAUCGAGAUUUUCGGCAAACUUGUCGGCUACAGAAUGUACGGCCUGUCUGUUCUUUUAAUGUAUGACGGGGCAGCUGAUUCUGACAAGACGGAAGUCAGAACUAAUAUCAUCGACUUCGCCCAAAGUGUUCUCGGGGAUGAAAGAGCAAUACAUAGCUACAGAAAACCUCCGCAGCAUCCUCAUAAACCAGAUAUGGGGUAUCUUCGUGGGCUUAAUCUGAUCAAAAGAUACCUCAAGAUAGUCUUUAAGAUCAUAACAGGAGAAGUGUACGAUACAGUGUCAGAGCACAUUGAUGAGUUUCUAAUUGUGAAUCGGGAGAGAUUCACGAGGCCGUACGAUUGGGUUGAAGAGUUUGUUGAUCCACUGGAAUCCACUGACUACGGUGACCCAUUCAACGUUAGUUACAACGAUGAUAAUGAUGAUGCGGAAGUUUCCGAUUAA